UUCGGGAGGGAUGGUCGUUUCGACCUCGUUUUUCACGAGUUCCCGCCGAUCGUGUUUCGGCGAACUUUUUUCGCGCACUGGAUUCUCUUUGUCUGUGAAUAACUUAGCUAAGUGAAGUUGAAAGGCAACAGUUAUUGUUUAAAAAUUGACGGAAAAUUGCUUAAAGGAUCGUUAUGUAAACACCGGUUUAAGUGAUAGCCAUUUUUAAUUAUAAAAUACAAUGCUGUUAAAUACUUGAAAUCCAAGAUGGCGGACAUGUCUGGUGGUAUAGUUUGUGUGCUGUUAUUGACAAUUUUACUGGACAAUGGCUUCUGUCUUCAGGAGAAUGAAGAUUUGGUCGACUUUGUUCCAGUGUCGACGGUGGAUGUGCAGGCAGUGGUCGGCCGCACCGCGCACCUACCCUGCGACAUCGAGCCGGACACUAACGAAGAUAGGGUCUACAUGGUGCUGUGGUUCCGGCAUGCGGGCGGCAAGCCUUUGUAUAGUUUUGACGUGCGCGGGCGCAGCUUCAAUAAAGCGCUGCACUGGUCGGACCCAGCCGCGUUCGGGAGAAGGGCGUACUUCGUCACCAUGUCACGACCUUCGUCACUUAACGUGGAGGCAGUCCAGCUUGAUGACGAGGGCAUCUACCGCUGCAGGGUCGACUUCAAGAACUCACCGACAAGGAAUUUUCAGAUACGCCUCAACGUUGUUGUGCCGCCCCAUCAAUUGCUGUUGUAUGACGAGAACGGAAGAGACGUGGCGGGCGUGAUUGGACCCUUGGAGGAGGGCGGCAACUUCACAUUGCUCUGCGAAUUGAGAGGCGGUCGUCCACAACCAACGCUCACGUGGCUGAUCAACAAUAGAACUAUAGAAGACCAUACUAUACUUAAGAACGAUGGCAAAGUGAUUGUUAGUAAAAUCUCCAUCGGAGGCGCAGAGAGGAGCUGGUUGAACACGACUGUGAGAUGUCAGGCCACCAACACUGCACUACUCAGUCCACAUGAGAGGACGGCUAGAGUUGAAAUGCAUCUUCGUCCAACAUCAGUGUACAUAGUUGAGAAGCCGAUACAAGUCUCCGCGGAUACGGAGGUGACCCUCGUGUGCGUGUCGCACGGCAGUCGUCCACCCGCACAGAUCACAUGGUUCAGAGAGAACAGGAAAUAUACCAGGGGAAAGAAUACGGAGUUUUCGAACGAGACGUCAACAAUAAGCAGGCUGACAAUGCUUCCUCAGCCGGAAGACGACGCGGCGGUAAUAAGGUGUCGGGCGGACAACCCCAUUCUGAGGGUGGCUUUAGAAGAUUCUUUCAGGAUGAGCGUAGUCUACAGGCCAGUUCUCACCAUGUCACUGGGCAGUACACUCAACCCCAAUGACAUAAAGGAGGGCGACGACGUGUACUUUGAGUGCAACAUCAGAGCAAACCCGAAAGAGCAUCGCAUCUCCUGGUAUCAUAACGACCAGCAAGUGACACAGAACAUGUCCUCCGGUGUCUUCAUUAGCACCAAGUCGCUGGUGCUGCAGCGGGUGAUGAGACGCGACGCUGGUCUCUACACCUGCAGGGCAGCAAACCAGAUCGGCGAGGCCAGUAGUCAGGCGGUAUAUCUCAGAGUACAAUAUGCACCAAUUUGCGAGCAGCCUUCACCUCUACUGAUCGGUGCGAGAUUCGACGAGUCUCUGCGCGUGCGGUGCACUGUGAGCGCGGACCCCGCUGACGUCAGCUUCUACUGGCAGUUCAACAACAGCGGCGAGAGCUUCCAAGUCUCACCCGCUAGAUAUGUAUCGACGGGAGGCACAGCUAGCGAGCUGCGGUACCGCGCGGCGAGUGAACGUGACUACGGCGCCUUGCUCUGCCGCGCGACCAACGCUGUUGGCCGGCAGAAGAAACCCUGCGUCUUUCAAAUUGUACCAGCAGCUCGUCCAUCUCCACCAAAGAACUGCACAGCAAAGAGGAUAAUGAAGAAUGGUGAAGUUCAUCUCGCGAUACAAUGUACUGCCGGGUAUGAUGGUGGACUGUCACAACAUUUCACUUUAGAAGCACUAGGAGAUGCUGGAAGAAUAUUAGUUAAUGCGACAGCUGAAAGAAAUGAUAUGUCGGUAUGGCUGAACAUCAGUUUACUUGAGCUUGAUACGUUAAGUGAAGACGAGACGCUGGCGAUUUAUGCUAGAAAUAACAAAGGAGCAUCAGAUCCUGUAAUACUAAGAGAUAUGGUUUACAGAGAUGCCGCGAAACAAACAGAGAACACAACGCGGUCAGACUCAAAGUUCCCGGCCGCCGCGGCGUUCGCAGGUUUGGCAGCUUGUCUAACUGCGAUUGCGGCCAUCGUUGUCCUGGUAUUAAAAAAGCGUAGUGAUAAUGCGUCAACUAGUAAGAGGCCAUCGCAAAGCGUGGUACAAGUUGACGCUAAUGGGAGACGUUACCUCAUCGCGUAUCCCGCGCCCGCUGACAAGAUGGAGACCAAACCUGAUAUACUAAAUCCUAAAGCCGACAGCGAGCCCCCGCGAGUUGUGCUGGAAUCCAGCGACAACAAGAGCUACACCAUACGCGAUGUCCACGGGGAUGGCCAACCCUCUGCCCCCGCGCCGCAAGUACCCUACACCUCGCCGCCGCCGCACGACGACAUCGUGCCACAGAGAUAACAAGAAGAAUGGAACGCUGUCCUGUAAAUAAAUCAUCCAAAGACUACCAUUGUAAAUUCCAAAUAUUGCCAAUGAAUUGUAUUAAGUUAUAGAUCAAUUCUUCCAUAUCAUUUUAAAAAUGUCCUAUUUUAUAGUGAGAAUUUAAAUAAGGUUUCUAUUCAUUGUGACUAAACCCCGUCGUACACAAGGGAAUUUUACAUAGCUCGCGACGUGAGUAUCGCGUAGCGCGCUCUGUAUACCAAGUACACAAACAUAAUUAUAUGAAAAUGUAUUUUGUUGAAAUAGGUAAAACAAAAU
This is a messenger RNA of Papilio polytes (common Mormon), 2916 nucleotides long. RefSeq names its product nephrin-like. The coding region runs from base 247 to 2619 and encodes 790 amino acids. Lineage: Eukaryota; Metazoa; Arthropoda; Insecta; Lepidoptera; Papilionidae. The transcript has 18 exons. The record is from RefSeq and is a predicted model, not a curated record.